AAAAAAACCGAAAGCGAAGACGCGCUCUCGAAGCAGGCGGGCAACAGCAGUGGGGGAGGAAACACCACGAAUUCGCACUUCCUCUUUCCAUCACGACCACCUCAGCAGCAAAGACGAUCGAUCGAAUCCGCGGAAUGGCAAAGAAGGACUCUAAAAAGUCCGAUGGAGCCACCACGAGCAACGAUACGGCAGCGGCAGCGGCAGCGCCGGUCUUCUCGGCGGAUGCAUUAAGCAAACUUACGGAGCGCAUUCAGCGUGACUUCGAGAAGGCCAAGAGCGGUGGAGGGAAGGCGGGAAAGAAGGAUCGCAAGAAGGGGAAGGACAAGGAGAAGGCCGCCGAUGACAAGAAGCCGAGCGACAAAUCGUCGGGGAAGCCGCUGCCCGCAUCUACGACUGUGCCCAAGGACAAGAAGAGCGGCGACGUAAAGGCGGGCAAGAGGGACCCACAACCCCCUCAGAGCGACAGGUUCAAGGACUCCCAGAAGCCGCAGCAGCGAGAACCGAGGCCCGAGAAUUCCUCGAGACCGGCCAAGCAGCAGAAGAGAGAGCCACAACCGGCACCGCAGUGGCAGCCCCAGCGCACCAAGCCCCGUUCUUCUACCAGCAGCAAGCCGUCCGUGGACAAUGACCCACCCCCAAAGAAGGUUGGAUCUACCAGCAGCAAACCGUCCAUGGACAAUGACCCAUUCCCGAAGAAGGCUGGAUCUACCUCUAUUGACAAGGAGGCGCUGCUGAAGGAAAUCAUCGAGCUUGGCGGAACCGCUGAGGAUCUUGCUCUGGUAGAUGGCAUUGCUUCGGACGAUGAGGAAGAGGAGGGUCUGGUGAUUAAGGAGGUCGGCAAACCGAGGGAUGUUAAGUUAACCGACAUUGAAGCGUUCAUGAAAGAGAUCGGUUUGGCCAGUGCGAAAAUGUCGGAUGUGGAAGAGGAGGAGGUGUCAGAGGUCGACGACGAUGAGUGGGACGAGGAGGCAGGUUCUGAGGAAGACGGGGGAGAAGUCGAGGACGAGGAAGAGGAGGAAGAGGAGGAGGAGCAGGACGAGGCUACGGAAGACGCAGACGGCGAUGUGGAGAUGGAAGAAGUGGAUCCAGCGCCAGCCGCUGCUCCUGUCCCAAUAACUAGAAACUCGAAACUUGUUUUCCCCAAACGUCCUGACUGGCACGCAGAACCGCUUCCUCCCCUCACCGCACCUGUGCAGCCUCUUAUGCCCCGCGAGAUUAGACCUCUUCACGAGCGCGCCAAGACCCUCCUCCAGACCGAAAACGAUGUCUACAGCAAGACGGAGCUCGUCAAGUCCUCGGAUCGGCAGUUUUUGAGUCAGAUCAUGCAGGGCGGUACUCUUACCGAUAAGAUUUCCGCCCUCACUUUGAUCUGUCAGGAGUCGCCUCUCCACACUACCAAAACGCUGGAGAGCCUUCUCGGAUUGGCCCAGAAGAAGUCGAGAUCUCAGUCGAUCCAGGCGCUCGGGGCCAUCAAAGAUUUGUUUGCCCAGGGCGUGUGUCUUCCUCCCAACCGCAAGUUGAAGUUCUUUGCGAAGCAGCCAAUGUUGGGUGGUAAAGGGAUAACCGAUAUCCACUUGCUUGUCUGGGCGUAUGAGGACUGGCUCAAGAACUUCUACUUUGAGGUCCUGAAGUGUUUGGAGCAGUUGUGCACGGAUCAGCUUGUGUACGCGAGAACCCAUGCCGUGGGAUACGUCUACACAUUGUUGAAGGAAAAGCCGGAGCAGGAGGCUAAUUUGCUGAGAGUUCUAGUGAACAAGUUGGGUGACUCGGAUAAGAAAGUGGCCUCUAAGGUCUCGUACCUGCUCCUCCAGCUAACCAACGCACAUCCGGCGAUGAAGAGCAUCAUUAUCAAGGCGAUUGAGUCGGAGGUGGUGUUUAAGCCUGGCAACCACACCAACGCCAAGUACUACUCGAUCAUCACCUUGAACCAGACAGUUCUGUCUUCUCUGGACCAUGAUGUGGCCAACAAGCUCCUCGACAUCUACUUCGGUGUCUUCACCUCGCUGCUUCACAAAGAAAACUCUCAACCGAUCCUGACAGGUGCGAAUGCGACCGGUAAAGGAUCGCACUUUAAGUUUGUAGACGAGAAGAAGCAAGAGAAGGACGACAAGAAGCUGAACAAGAAGGCUCGCCUCCGUGCGCAGAAGGAGGAAGAGCAGUCUCAGAUCGAGGAGGAAUCCAACGCCAAGCUGGUAUCUGCGGUGUUGACGGGUGUGAAUCGUGCAUUCCCUUUCUCCAAAGUGGACGAUGAGGUUUUCGACAAGCAUAUGGAUACACUGUUCCGGAUCACUCACCAGGGGAACUUCAACACUAGUGUCCAGGCUCUGAUCCUAAUCUUCCAGGUUUCCAAUGCGAAACAGGCUGUGUCCGACCGGUUCUAUAGGACUCUUUACGAAUCUCUUCUCGAUCAGCGUCUCAUCACCUCCUCCAAGCAGGCGCUCUAUCUCAACCUUCUCUUCCGAGCACUAAAGUCGGACACAUCAGUCAAGCGUGUCAAGGCUUUCGUGAAGCGCAUUCUUCAGGUUGCCACGCUCCACGCACCAUCCUUCAUUUGCGGUAUCUUGUACCUUCUGAGCGAGCUGGAAAUCAAUAUGCCCAGCAUCCGCACCCUCAUCACCGAUCCCGAACCUAACGAGGAUGACGAAGAGGAGGUCUUCCGCGAUGUUCCGGAAGAAGACGAGAACACCCCGGCAGCUCCCAUCCCCAAGCCGGCCACACCGGUAGUGGGACCCAUGUACGACGGCCGUAAGCGAGAUCCCCUUCACGCCUCUGCAGACCGCAGUUGUCUCUGGGAGCUCCUUCCAUUCUUGAACCACUUCCACCCCACCGUCGCCCUGUUCGCAGAGUGUCUCCUUGAGAAGAAGCCAAUGCCCAGCAAACCGGAUCUUGGGAUGCACACACUCACUCACUUCUUGGACCGCUUCGUGUACCGCAACCCGAAGACUACGUCCGCCUCCACUCGUGGAACAUCCAUCAUGCAACCUCUUGCUGGCGGGAAGAGCUUGGGUAUGGUUAUUUCUACGCGUGACGGUAGGGCCCAGGUACCCGUCAACAGCGAGGCGUUCUGGAAGAAGAAGGUGGAGGAGGUUAAGCCUGAGGAGGUAUUCUUCCACCACUACUUCAACAUCACUAGACCUGGUGAGAAGAAUGAGAAGAAGAGGAAGAGGGAUGAAGAUGACGACGACGACGGCAGUGAUAGUGAAGCCGAGGGAGAGAUCUGGAAGGCACUCGUUGACAGUCGUCGUGAUCUUGAGGGCUCGGGCGAGGAGGAAGAUGUCGACUUUGAUGAUGACGAUGAUCUGGAAAUCAGUGAUGACGAUGAUGAUGUCGAGAUGGGUAACGAUGAGGAUCUUGACCUUGGGGAUGACGAUGACGAGUGGGGUAGCGACGACGGUGAGGAUGAUGAGGAGGAGGUGGAGGUCACUGGUGAUGCGGCCAUUGACUUUGAGGCACAGCUCGCAAGAGCUACUGCCAAGAGACAGAAGAUGCUGGAUACUGGCAGCGACGACGAGGACGACGGUGGUAUCCAAUUGAUAUCGGCACCCGUCGAGGAGGAGGCCGAGACCGAGAAAGACAAGAAGAAGAAGAGGAAGAAGAAGCUCAAGUCGCUGCCUACGUUUGCCAGCAUGGAGGAUUACGCGGACAUGCUCUCGGAUUAGGUGUAAUCAGUUGUGUGCUAUUUUUUUGUUUUGUUAAAAGUUGGGAUCUGAUUGUAGUAUAUGGAUGUGGCCUCUUCAUAUUGUUGCUAUAGAUUCUGUCUCACAUCUCUACACUACUCUAAUAUGUGUCUGAGUCGAGAAGAAAGACAGC
Molecule: messenger RNA, 3810 nt
Organism: Tricharina praecox
Lineage: Eukaryota; Fungi; Ascomycota; Pezizomycetes; Pezizales; Pyronemataceae
Product: CBF/Mak21 family-domain-containing protein
Exons: 4
Coding region: 135-3659 (1174 amino acids)
Cellular component (GO): nucleus
Source: RefSeq, a predicted model, not a curated record